UUUCGCCGACGUGCGCCGGAAGGAAGGUCAGGCCCGGUGGAUUCGCGCGCGAGGCAAUGCUGCUGCGGACGCUGCGGAGCUGGGCUUCCUGGGCGCUGCGCCGCGACAGGCCCGGGAGCCCCGCCUCCAGCCCGGGGUUGCCAAGGGCGCAGCGUUGGGCCUGGCCUCGGGAUAAAGGUAGAGAAAAUGAAAAAGAGAAAAAAUCAGUGAUAUGUGUCGAGGGCAAUAUUGCAAGCGGGAAGACAACGUGUCUGGAGUUCUUCUCCAACACAGCUGACAUCGAGGUGUUAACGGAGCCCGUGCCCAAGUGGAGAAAUGUCCGAGGCCAUAAUCCUCUGGGUCUGAUGUACCAGGACGCCUGUCGAUGGGGCCUCACGCUGCAGACAUAUGUGCAGCUCACCAUGCUGGACCAGCACACUCGUCCUCAGACAUUGCCUGUACGGUUGAUGGAGCGGUCAAUUCACAGCGCAAGAUACGUUUUUGUAGAAAACUUGUAUAGAAGUGGGAAGAUGCCUGAAGUGGACUAUGUGGUCCUGUCGGAAUGGUUUGACUGGAUUGUGAAGAACAUCGACGUGUCCAUUGACUUGAUAGUUUAUCUCCAGACCACUCCUGAGACCUGUUACCAGAGGCUAAAGAUGAGAUGCCGGGAAGAGGAGAAGGUCAUUCCACUGGAAUACCUGGAUGCUAUUCACCACCUGUACGAGGAGUGGCUCAUCAAAGGGAGCCUUUUCCCCGUGGCGGCCCCUGUUCUGGUGAUUGAGGCUGACCACGACAUGGAGAAAAUGUUAGAACUCUUUGAACAAAACCGGCACCGAAUACUAAUUCCAGAGGAUCGGAAGCUUGGUCCAUAGGACGGGGAAGAUCAUGCCAGAGAAAUGCCCGCUGCUGCCAAGUUAGCUCUCACGAGCAGUUUGGAACAAUCCACUCACGAGAGGGCUUUCUAUCUGGGCACAUUUGUCUUCCUAAUGGUCUUCUCUCCUUUGCCAGUGUCUUUAUCCUGGGAUUCUGGCCCUCGUGGGUAAAUGACAUGAUGGGACCAAUGGGUUUGUCGUGGCCCUUUGGUGUCGCAGCCUUGCAUUCCCCCGGUGCUUCUUCCGGUGGUUUCCCACCUCUGAAUCCCUCUAAAUUAGGGAAGAGCCACCUGACUGACCCUGGGCUCAUGGUCUCUAGCCCUUCAGACCAUCCUCGAGGGCGAGGUAGUGGUCUUACAUCCCAGGGGAGGAAGUUGAAGCUCAGACUGGCUAAGGGACUCCCCGGGGUCACACAGCCAGUGACAGUGGAGUCAGCACCAUUCAGACUUCUGGUGACUCCCAAACGAUCAAUCUCUUGCCCCAGGCUGCCUCAUCCCAAGAGCCCUGCCUUCCCUGCUGGAGAGCCCCACACGUGUGUGGGAGUGUGUGUGUGUGUGUGUGUGUGUGUGGGUAGCGGGGGCAGCGGUGCGUGCAGCCAGCAUCUUCAUUUUCUCCUUAUUUGAGCAGCUCCUGAGGACAGUUAGCAUUUCUAGACUCUCACAAAAUUGUGUGGUAUUUGGCUGGAGCCCAGCGUUCAGUGGUUCACUAGCGUGAGGCUGAUGUGGUACUUACCACCUCAUCAUCGGGACUUCCCUGUCCUUAGGAGAAUCGUGGUUUGGCUCCUGAAUGGUGCUCGGUCUCCUUGGUGACGGAGGUCCUGCUUGAGCUGCUGCCGAUUCCCCGGCAGGGCAAUGGCCUAUGGCGCCAGGCUGGUGUGCCCAGUGCUGUUCUGGGCAAGGGGCUGCCAGCCUGGCUUCUGAGGCUCCCUUCCUCCAUAGUGGCCUUGUGUGAGGAGCUUCACCCUUGGAAUUCCUGGGAGUUUGUGGCCCAGGGGAGAGACACAGUGGCCUUACGUCUUUUUGAAAUGUUUUUCCAUCCAAAGGGACACCAUGGGCCCUAGGGCAUGAACCAUCUUUAUUCAGAGAAUAUCUAAGCUCCGCUCAGCUGUAACAAUGCACUGAAGGCACGGCUGUCUCCUGAGUCAAGUAGGAAGCAAGAGAAAGGAGGAACAUUCUCUUUGGGGACAGUUUGGGCAGGAAAGUUGGGGCUGGCAAGCAAAGGCUCUUGGAGCACUGGAGCUCCUGAAUUUUGGAGGUGGGUGGAGAGAGCUUCCAGAAGGCUGUUGCAGACACGGGGAGGGAUUGAUUAUGAACUUGGGGAAACAGGCCUUGGCCUCUCCCGAGUGGUGGUUGGUGUACCUGAAGGUUGGAAGGCCUCAUCCCAGCCUCUGUGUGAGUGUGGCACCUGUGCAUGCAGUUCUCUGACACUACAUAGGUGACAGGUGCCCCGGGUGGCCUGGGCCCAGAGGCAGCACUAGGAGGGCAGCACUCUGGCUUCCAGCCCUUUCUGGCUGGACUGACUCCUGGGCCGUGUGCACAGGGUGAGGGCGGCAGUCCGGUGGGGAUGUGUCUCUCAGCCCAGAUGUUGGUGAUGGACCAGAAACCUGGGGGAGGCAGCGCCUCUGCUUCCAGGCAUCUGGACAUGCCAGGACCAUCUUUGGGCCUUUGCAAACAGUCCAAUUUCCCCUCAAUUUGAGCAUCUGUUUUGGGGGAAAUGUGAUUUAAAAAAAACAAAAUCUUGCUCUGUGAUAGCCAAUAAAUCCUUCACUUAAAACCUGGUGAUAAUUUUGGAGUGCUUCCUACGCCAGUGAUUUUAGGUCCCUGCAGCAUCCUUGUACCAGCAAGGUAAUGUUUUAAUUUUUAAACACUGUGUUCCUAACGGGAUGUCCGGGUCCAUAAGAGCUCUCUGUCCUCCCACCCCGGCACCUUGGAGAGGAUGCUGUAUGUACCCACAGUGGCUGGGGCCUGUCACAAAAAUCUCCCAGCCCAGAGAUGUCACAGGAAAUGGCUAGAGCCCAGCCCACCAAGGGUUGCUCUCCCCCAUGUGGCAGGCAGGGCUGGUGGUGGCAGGGAUCACAGCAGUUAUGAACACUGCUGAGAACCAGGGCAGGGAAAGGGCAGAUGGCACGUGGUAGGCACGGGGCCCAGUUCCUCAAGCAGAGGGAGGCACUCCCCAGGGACUCCCAGGAACGGCCGUGAGGAGCGUGGCAUGGCUUGGCAGGCCCUUGCUAAACGUGAGCCCUGGGAAGUGCUGUCACCCUGCUUGUUUUUCCCUUUCUUUUUCUCUUCCUGCCUCUUUUCUUCCUUUCCACCUGAGCCCCUCACCUAGCUGAGAAGCCCCCCUGCCUGAGAAAUGCAUCAGUCAGAGACCCUUCCUGGGGCUCCCGCAGGCUCCCACCAUCUGACCUGAGGAAGGAAGGAUUGAGGUAUUUAUUGCUGUGAGAGCAGGUAGGAGAUGUUUCCAAAACCUGUCUACCCCUGGGUGCUAUGGAAUCCGCAUCACCCUCAUUUUCCUAGAGCCUGGGGCCAGAUGGGGGAGCGCACUUCAAAUGCUCACACAUCUGCGGAAUGAGUAACCUCACCCCCUUGGCCUUUUCACCCUGAAGUUACAGUUACUAAAAUAAUUGACAAGCUCUUGGAGACGUCAGCCCUCCACUGUUGAGAAUCUAAUAACAAUAAUAUUGUGCCCAAUGUCUCUGGGCUUUGACAGUGGAUUACUUAUUUACCAGAGGCCCCAGGGUCACUGGCACACGCUUUCUUUUCCUAAUUAACCCCAACCUUGUGGCUCCCCUAAGGCUGGGGUGAGCUCUGUGUUCCUCUAGUUUCUGUAAGAUGGUGAACUUGGCAAAAGCUGUCAUUAAACAGAAGCUAGGAGAAAGCCAAGCUUGUGGAAUCAGAAUGGGUAUUGGCAUUUACUGCUCUCUUCUUGAAUUUCUGCAUUUUUUGGCUUUUUCUUCUCCAAGACUGGGGUCUGUGGAACACAGGUGUCCUGGGAGAUAGGAAUAGGUGCUCUGAGAAAAGAGGGUUCCGUAGUCCACAAAAUUUGGGAAACACCACCUGGGUACUCUCUCUGCGAUGCACAAGGUACAUUAGCCUAGAUAAAGUCAAGAAGUCCUGCAAUAAAAACACUUUCUAAACUUUGUUUUAGCCAGGGACUCUCAAACUCACUUGACAGUAGGGCCUCCCAUUUGGGGAGUAUACAUCAACAAUCUCCAGAUGUGCUAAUGUUCCUUGGAACACACAUUGGGAAGCACUGUUUUAGGGGGCCUGCAGCUGCUGAUGACUCCUGGUUCUGUGUCCUUUGGGAUGCUCUAGCUCAUGGUUCUCUAACUUCAGAGCAUCUGAGUCCUCUGGUGGGCAUGUUAAAACACAGACUGCAGGGCCUACCCCCAGAGUUUCUAAUUCAGUAGAUCUGGAAUGGGUCUGAGAAUUUGUUUUCUAAUGACUUUCUAGGUGAUGAUGAGUCUGCUGGUCCAGGAACCACCGUUUGGGGACCACUUCUCUUAGCUUGAUGUUUUCUAGAAGUGGACAUCCAGGAGUUCCAAGAAAACUUGGCAUGUUUUUGAGCGUUGUCACCCCUCGUGAGUGUUGGCUGUCUUACCUGUUGAAUGGGAGCAUUGCUCACUUCCUAGGGCGGUGAGGAUAACCAGCCUGGCGUGUGGAAGGGGCCCAGAGCAGGACCAGUUGCUAAGUUUUAAAUAAAUAUUACCUUUGGGGAUCCAGAUGUUGAAACAUACUAUAAAACUUCUAUAAUUGAAACAGUAUGAUACUGGUGCAUGAAUAGACAAGUAGACCAGUGGAAUAGAAUAGAGAGCCCGGAAAUAGAUCCAAGUACAUGAUAAAGGUGACAUCUCAAUGAUUAUUGGGGAUAAAGAUAGAUUUUUAAAUGGUGCUGAGAUGACUGAGUAGCCAUUUGGAAAAAGAUAAAAAUAGAUCCAUAUCUCACAUCAUACCCAAAAAUAAAUUACAAGUGGUUAGGGAUCUAAAUGUAAGAAAUGAAACCAUGCAAGUACUAGAAGAAUGAAUUCUUCUUCUUUAAAACCUUGAUGUAGGGAAAACUUUGUAACUCUAAUUCAAAAUCUAGGAAAAAUAAAAGAUUGAUAAAUCUGACUAAAAAA
Messenger RNA from Aethalodelphis obliquidens (Pacific white-sided dolphin), 4968 nucleotides. RefSeq names its product thymidine kinase 2 (gene TK2). Gene Ontology annotation, biological process: nucleobase-containing compound metabolic process. The coding region runs from base 57 to 851 and encodes 264 amino acids. The transcript is spliced from 10 exons. The record is from RefSeq and is a predicted model, not a curated record. Gene Ontology annotation, molecular function: deoxynucleoside kinase activity; ATP binding. Lineage: Eukaryota; Metazoa; Chordata; Mammalia; Artiodactyla; Delphinidae. Gene Ontology annotation, cellular component: mitochondrion; cytoplasm.